AUGAACGACGCUGCCGACAGCCCCGCCCUCUCCCCCGCCGCCGCCUCGCGCGUCCCCAAGCUGCGCCUGCCCGCCACCUGCGAGCCGCCGUCGGACACGCACCCCGCCCAACAGGCCGUAUGGCUCGUCUUCGGCGCCACGGGACACAUGGGACGGUCGCUGGUACGGGCAGCCCUGGGCCACCGAGACCUCGUCGCCGCCGUCGGCUGGACCCACGAGAACAGCGCCGAGCAGAUGCGGCACCUGAGCGGCCUGCACGGCGCCAGCUGCCUGGGGCUGCGCUGCGACGUGCGCGCGCGGGAGACGGUGGCCGCCGCCGUCGACGCGACCGUGGCGCGCUGGGGCCGCGUCGACGUCGUCGCCAUCUGCACCGGCUACGGCGUCAUUGGCGCCGCCGAGCUGCAGGACGAGGCCGAGCUGCGCGCCCAGGUCGAGACAAACUUCUUCGGCACCCUGCACGUGCUGCAGUUGACGCUGCCGCUGCUGCGCCGCCAGCUGCGCGGCCGCUACCUCAUCUUCAGCAGCACCGGCGGCGCCCUGGGCGUGCCGGGCCUGGCGCCCUACUGCGCCACCAAGUACGCCGUCGAGGGCCUCAUCGAGAGCAUGCUGUACGAGAUUGACGCCUUCAACAUCAAGGCCACGCUGGUCGAGCCGGGCCACGUGCGCCUCGACGAGCCCGACGACCAUCUCCAGCCCGACGACGCGGGCGAGGGCCUCCGCCUCAAGCGCUACGGCCACUUCUUCGUCAAGCCCGCCCGCGAGCCCUACGCCGGGCCCAGUGCCCCCGCCGGCCAUGCCAGCCGCACCAUCCGCUGGCUCAACGACCGCCAGCCCACCAGCGCCGUCAAGAGCGCCGAGCUCGUCUGGCAGCUGGGCCAUUGCUCGUACCCGCCGCUGCGCCUGCUGCUCGGCACCUAUGCCGUCGAGAGCAUUCGUGACCGCUUGAGGAGCAUCAUCGAGGAGAUUGAAGACUGGAAGCACCUGAGCUUCCCGCUAGGGGCCGAGCAGCAAGACGAGCCGCCCGCGUUGCAGCAAGAGGGCGGCGAGUGA
This is a messenger RNA of Aplosporella prunicola CBS 121167, 1050 nucleotides long. RefSeq lists its product as uncharacterized. The record is from RefSeq and is a predicted model, not a curated record. The transcript is spliced from 2 exons. NCBI's taxonomy places the organism in Eukaryota, Fungi, Ascomycota, Dothideomycetes, Botryosphaeriales, Aplosporellaceae. Bases 1 to 1050 code for a protein of 349 amino acids.